This is a messenger RNA of Syzygium oleosum, 1399 nucleotides long. RefSeq names its product adenine phosphoribosyltransferase 1-like. Bases 29 to 943 code for a protein of 304 amino acids. The transcript is spliced from 7 exons. Lineage: Eukaryota; Viridiplantae; Streptophyta; Magnoliopsida; Myrtales; Myrtaceae. The record is from RefSeq and is a predicted model, not a curated record. Gene Ontology annotation, biological process: adenine salvage. Gene Ontology annotation, molecular function: adenine phosphoribosyltransferase activity. Gene Ontology annotation, cellular component: cytosol; cytoplasm.
UGGAAUUCGAAAAAAAAAAAAUGAAGCUAUGAUUAGUUUAUCAUUUUCGAAGUUCUCGAUCGGUUCUCUCGCUUUGUUCCCGAUUCCGAUUCGCCUUGUCUCCGAUCACUUUCCCAGAAAAAGAAAAAUGCUGCCCCUUCAAAAGCUCGCGAGCCUCUCCGCUCCUCCUCCGCCGAGAACCGAAGCCCGCGGCACGACCCCAGCCCCCCCUCCGCCGCCGCCGCCGCGCUGCUGCUUCGGCGCUCCGGGAGCGAUCUCCGCCGCCGCCGAUCGCAGCCGGAGCUUGGCCGCGAAGGCGAAUCGGGAGCUGAGCCUGAGCUCCGGGAUGGCGACGAGGUUCGAGCACAGCAAUGGGGUGCGGAAAGGGGCCGAGGCAGUGCGAGCUCAACACAUGGAUUCCGAAGGCUCUCAGGACCCUCGUCUCGCCAAGAUCGCCUCUUCCAUCCGCGUCAUCCCAGAUUUCCCCAAGCCAGGGAUUAUGUUUCAGGACAUAACGACUUUGCUUCUUAAUACUGAGGCGUUUAAGGACACUGUUGAUCUGUGUGUUGAGAGGUACAGAGAGAAGAACAUCUCCGUUGUUGCAGGUAUUGAAGCAAGAGGAUUUAUUUUUGGCCCUCCCAUUGCAUUGGCUAUUGGUGCAAAAUUUGUCCCAAUGAGAAAACCCAACAAAUUACCUGGGGAAGUCAUCUCAGAGGAGUAUUCGUUGGAAUAUGGAACAGACACAAUGGAGAUGCAUGUAGGAGCUGUGCAACCAGGGGACCGUGCCUUGAUAGUAGAUGACCUUAUAGCCACGGGUGGAACAUUGUGUGCAGCAAUCAAGCUUCUUGAGCGUGUUGGGGCGACCGUGGUUGAAUGUGCAUGCAUCAUUGAAUUACCGGAGCUAAAGGGUCGAGAUCGGUUGGGUGACAAGCCACUAUUUGUUCUGGUAAAGUCGGAUAUUUAGAACGUGAUGGCAGUGAAGCACCAACUUAUAUUCAGAUCAGCGAACCAUUCCCUUGAGCUGGAGAUUAUUAAAGAUCGCUAGAUCCAGUGGAUGUUUCGCCAGUAAUAAAAAUUUUAUUCUACCUUUCGGCGAGGAGGUAUGAUUUGGCUAGUUUUCUUUUCUUUUCUGUUCUUGCGAUUGUUGUUUCCCGCUUGCUUUCUCCCAUGAGAACUUGUGGGGAGCUCAAGGUUGGAGGAACCUGGGACAUGCACAAGAGUCCCGAGGAAGAUGACCAUAAUUCAUGUCUGAUUAUGUUGUGUAAACUCGCCUUUCGAUUUAAACAGCUCUGCUCUGCUUGUGAUUGAAUUAUCAUGUGGACAUGAAGAUGCGAGCUUCUUCCUUUUAUAUGACUGUUUAAAUGAUAUUUAAUUUGAUCAUGAUCUCAUCUUUCUGCUAAGAUGAGAACAAUUCAUCAUA